AUGGCCUUGCUGCUUGGAAUGCUGGAAAUUAUCGAUCAAUUUGAAUCGACACUCCAAUCCAAGCCUGUUCAUCAGAGAGCAUGGACGUUCCUCCAUCUCGCCCAAUAUGCCGCCUUCAUACUCUACGCCGUGGGAAUGGGAAUGGGAAGAGCGGACCUCAACAAAGCGGCUUCUAUUAUCGUGGUGGUUGUCUUUGUCGUCCAAGUGACAAUAUGUGGAGUCUUGUUCCGCCACAAGCAUGAGCUUGCAAGUGAAAACAGAUUACUACUCGUUGCAAUUGCAAGCAUCCCGUUCCUAGGAGUACAUGUCGCCUAUGGGCUUUCAACAAUACUCGUUCCCAGUGACAGUGCCUUCACCAAUGGGCUGACGAACGUCCUCGUCAGCGCGUUCUUACAAUACUUGAUGGAGUUCAUCGUCACAACACUCUUUCUCUACGCGAGUGUUGUUUUCUUGCCCGGCAAGCAGGUUGAAUCUGAUAAUUUUGGAAUUAAUUUGAUUGAUGAAAAUCGAAGCGGUGGGAACUAUAUCAAACUACUCUCCAGUCUUUAA
Molecule: messenger RNA, 549 nt
Organism: Penicillium brevicompactum
Lineage: Eukaryota; Fungi; Ascomycota; Eurotiomycetes; Eurotiales; Aspergillaceae
Exons: 2
Coding region: 1-549 (182 amino acids)
Source: RefSeq, a predicted model, not a curated record